UACUACGAAUGAAUACCCAGGCAACGUACUGACUACUUUGAAGAUGAGUAUACACAGAUACAAAUGAUUACUUUUGUCGCCGCAGCAGCAGCAGCAUUGUAUUUGUGCAAAGCAAUCGAAAAUGUAUUUAACCGAAUUGAGAUAAACAAAAACCAUUCAAAACCCAGCAAACAAUAAUCAAAACUUUGAAAUUAUAAAAAUCAAAAUAAUAUUUUAUUUAAAUAUAAUCAAAAUUAACGAAAAUAUCAACGGAUUUCGGAAAAACAGGCUAAAAAACUUGCAAGUGUAUGGUGUUGGUGCCCUCAAACUCAAUCAUAACAAGAAAAAAUGUGUAUUCGAUGAAAAAUUCCUCCUCAGUGAAAAAAAACUGGAAUAAGCUGAGCGCUUCACAAUGAUAAUCUUCUAAUGGAAAAGGCCUAAAGGGCAUUAUAAACGGAAAAAACUAUGAAUGUUCUAAAUCAUUCCAAAAAACAAAGCAUUCAACAGCAGCGAGAAAAACCUCCGGAUUUUGUGGGAUGUCCAUGUAUUGGGACAGUGCAAUUUCAUAAAAAUGUCCAAGACAUUGUUAACUGUAAUCAGACGUCAACCAACAGUGGAUAUUCGUUAUCAUUGCCGCCAAUAUCGACUCCAUCAAAAUUAUUAUCAAGCCCAUUACUUCGAUUAUUGACAUCGUGUGUCCAUGAAGGCCUCCAAUGGAGUAGUAGUAUAAGUGAAAUUUUAAAAAAAUGUAAUCUCGUUAAGAUGGGAUCCAGUAUUAUGGUCGACAGCCACACCAUUACCAGUAACAGUAGUAGUGGUGGAAGCGACCUACCCAUGAAGAAGAAAUCACAUACACAGUGUAUGGCAUCAACAUUAUCAUCGUCGGCGAUGACAACAAGACUGCUUGAUAAGGAGAAAUCCAGAAUGAAUAAUUCUGAAAAUCAAAAUAUCGAAAAUGCUUCCAAUAUUGCGCCCCCACCACCACCACAACCAAGACGACGGCGACAAAUCAAUAGGGCAUCGAACAUUAUUCCGCAACACCAUAGCAAUGGUGGUGGUUCGGCAACAACGCAAAUUUUCACAACGAUAACAAAAACAAUGUCAUCAUCGAUCAUUAGUGCGGCUACUUCAACAGUUGCAUUGAAAUUAUUUUUAACAAAAGCCACAACAACAUUGAUAUUAGCAACGUCAUUAAAUUGUUCGUCACCAUCAUCGUCGUUAGUGCCCGCAACGAAUGUGUCGACCUCAAGCUCAUCCCCAGCCACCACAAGCAACAAAUAUAAACAUCGACGAAAUGCAUCGAAUAUUUCUUCAGUGUCAUCUGUAUCUUCACCUGGAUCGACAUUGCCACCAUCGCCAUCAUCUUCUUCAUCGUCGCUAGUAGUAGAAGAUUCCUGCCACAAGUGUUUAGUUGUUACACCCAAAAUAGAACAACAGCCACCCAAAAAUAUCUUUCCAAGUAUGCCCCCUCAUGCCACAGAGAACAAGAGAUUCCCCAGAAGGUCUCAAAUUUACGAUAACGAAAUAUCAUGUUCAUCAUCUCCCCUGAAAUUGUCUUUAUUUUUAAUGCACCCUACAAUAAUAACUACUUUAAUUUUGUUAAUACUCAUGCAGUUGCACACUGCUACUGCCGACCAAGUGAUACUGCUCGACACGACACGUGAGGCUACUUUGGAAUGGACGCGUUAUCCAUAUGGACCGCAGGCACAGACGCCCGGUUGGGUGGAAGAGAGUUUUACGGAUUUUGUUAAGGGCAUAAAUUGGCGCAGUUAUGUCGUGUGUGAUGUGGCCUAUCACAAUGUCAACAAUUGGCUUUGGUCUCCGUUCAUUGAUCGCGGUCCCGCUAAUCGCCUCUAUAUAGAGAUACAGUUCACAAUUAGAGACUGUUCGCUGUUUCCGGGCAAUGCCCUAUCGUGUAAGGAAACAUUCAGUUUAUUGUAUUACGAAUUUGAUGCUGCCACUCGUGAGCCUCCGCCCUGGCAAACGGAUAGCUACAAACUAAUUGCCCGCAUUGCAGCUGGUGAGGGUCGUUUCAAUCAGAACUCCGAUGUGGAUAUCAAUACAGAGGUCAAGAGCAUUGCCGUAACCAAAAAGGGUGUUUAUUUUGCUUUCCGCGACCAGGGAGCCUGCAUCAGCGUGUUGGCAGUUAAGGUGUAUUACAUCACUUGUCCGGCAGUCACCGAGAAUUUUGCCCAUUUCAAUGAAACACCCACUGGUCGGGAGAUCACCAUAAUAGAGAAACAAAAUGGCACAUGUGUUGACAAUGCCGAACCCUAUGAGCAGCCCACCUACCUGUGCAAAGGCGAUGGCAAAUGGACCAUACUUACCGGAGGUUGUCGUUGUAAAGGAGGCUACGAGCCCGAUUAUGCCAACAAGACCUGCAAUGAAUGUCCUGUGGGUACAUUCCGCUCAGCAGAAGUGGGCAAAUGCGUACCAUGUCCACCCAAUUCGAAUGCCUCCAAAUCGGCCUCCAGCUUUUGUAAAUGCCUGCCCGGUUUCAAUAGGCAUCCCAGAGAUGGGAAACACAUGCCCUGCUACAAGCCGCCAGGACCACCCACAAAUCUUACCUUGCUAUUUGUUGAUCAUAUUAGUGCAAUAUUAUCUUGGAAUGCACCGGUGCGUGAUCAUUCUGCCAGUGAAAACAAUGCCAAUACCAUUUAUCGCAGUGAUAUCGUUUACAAAGUCGUGUGUUCCACCUGCUCUUCCAAUGUGGUCUUGACGCCCAACACUGACACCUUCAAUGACACAAAGUUGACCCUGACCAAUUUGGAACCCAUGACCACCUACACCAUACAGAUUCAUUCCAUGAAUGGUGUCUCAUAUAUUGCCGAAAAUGGAACUGCCGAUGAGAAGUCACAGAAGCAUGUGAAUGAUUCUUUUAGCUCGGAAGAGGCGGGAAAACAUGAUAAUGAGAUUCCCUUGGCACCACCUGCAGCUACUUCCACCACACCCCAACACAAUAGUAACAAUCAACCUAUAGACUUAAGUCAAAUCAAGACUGAAUGGGAUGAAAUCACCUUUACCACCACUGAGUCAGCCAUAUUAUCCACAGUGAGCAAUGUGCGUGUGGUGUUGGCCACAAGCAACGAAGUAGACUUGAUAUGGGAAAAGCCAGUCCAAAGUGAUGCGCCCAUCGAAUUUUACGAAGUUCGCUGGUUUCCAAAGCCCGACUUUGAUGCCAUUAACAAAACGUCAUUGACUACAAAGGACACCAAGGCUCACAUUGAGGGUCUUAAUGACAGCACUGAGUAUGGCUUUCAGGUACGCUACAAGACAAUCAAUGGUUUUGGCACGUACAGUAAUAUCGUCUAUGCCCACACUCAGCCGGGAGUGGGUUCGGUAUACGAGGAGAACCUACAGAUGCGUAUAGUGGCCGGUGCUACCGUUGCGGUGGUGGUUAUUUUAGUUUUGGUAAUAAUAGCAACUGUGGUUUUUCUGCGCUCUAAGAACCAAGACGAUCUCGAUAAGAAAUCGAGUAACCACAUGCCAUUGCCAUUGGAUUAUGCCAGUAAUGAAGGUCAGGUAGUAACCUACAUACAUGCCAUGGACACCACGCCCAUUGUUAAAACAAUUCAAUCGAAUGUUACCACUCCACUGUUUGGCAACAGUCGCAGCUAUGUGGAUCCCCACACAUAUGAAGAUCCAAAUCAGGCCAUACGAGAAUUUGCUCGGGAAAUUGAUGCCAAUUACAUAACAAUUGAAGCCAUAAUAGGAGGCGGAGAAUUUGGAGAUGUGUGCCGGGGACGCUUGAAAAUACCACCAAAUUUCGUGCAGGACAUUGAUGUGGCCAUCAAAACCUUGAAGCCAGGCUCUUCGGAAAAGGCACGAUGCGACUUUUUGACAGAAGCUUCGAUUAUGGGACAAUUCGACCACCCCAAUGUCAUCUAUCUGCAGGGUGUGGUGACCCGCUCCAAUCCCGUUAUGAUUAUCACUGAGUACAUGGAAAACGGUAGCCUGGAUACUUUCUUACGUGUCAACGAUGGCAAAUUCCAGACGCUGCAAUUGAUUGUCAUGUUACGCGGCAUAGCAAGUGGCAUGGCCUAUUUAAGUGAGAUGAAUUAUGUACAUCGAGAUUUGGCAGCACGCAAUGUACUGGUCAACUCCCAGCUCAUAUGCAAGAUAGCCGACUUUGGGCUUUCGCGAGAAAUUGAAAAUGCCAGUGAUGCAUACACCACCAGGGGAGGAAAGAUACCAGUGCGUUGGACGGCUCCUGAAGCAAUAGCAUUUAGGAAAUUUACUUCGGCCUCGGAUGUCUGGUCAUACGGUGUUGUCUUGUGGGAAGUUAUGUCCUAUGGCGAACGUCCCUACUGGAAUUGGUCCAAUCAGGAUGUCAUCAAAAGCAUUGAGAAGGGCUAUCGCUUGCCGGCACCCAUGGACUGUCCGGAGGCUUUGUACCAAUUGAUGUUGGAUUGCUGGCAGAAGCAACGCACCCAUCGUCCAUCGUUUGCCAGCAUCGUGUCAACAUUGGACAAUUUGGCGCGACAGCCACAGGUUUUGCUGACCACUCGAAACUCGCCCGAAAAUGAUGGCUCGCACAUCAUGGAUAGUCAGCGAGGGCAUAACAUCUUCAUCAGCACCGACAUGUGGUUGGAUAACAUAAAAAUGUCACGAUAUUCACAGCACUUCAAAGAGGCUAAUCUGGUGACAGCUCAACAGAUCUCAAGAUUAACUGCUCAACAGCUCUCGGAUAUGGGUAUUACCUUAGUAGGACAUCAAAAGAAAAUUUUACACCAAGCCAGGCAAUUAGACACCAUAAUUUAGCAAUUUUAUUAAAAAUAAUACAAAAUACAAUUAUUAUACGCUGCUGCAAACAACUGCAAUUAAUUUUUUUUAGUAUGUACAUAUUAUACAUAUAUAAUUUUUUUACCAAUAAUAAUAAUAAUAAUAAUUAUUAUAUAUUUAAAAAACAAAGAAAGCAAAAACAGAAAAUAUUCAGAAUUUCGUAAAAAAUUUACAACAAAACACAACACACACACGACAUAUAUACACACAAACAACAACAACAAAAGCAAUAGUGCGCUAUAUUCGGCUGGGCCGAAUCUAGUAUACCCUCCACCAAUUUACAAAAACGAAAAAUUCCACAUGUACAUAUGUACUACAAAUGCAUAUGCGUACAUACAUAUAUACAUAUUUGUAUAUGAUCUUACAACAAUUGAGAAUGAAUAUAAUCAAAAUAUCAAUUUAGUCUUUGUAUUUUCUUUUUAUUCUGUGAAAUCAGUAUUUUUAAUUUUUCUUUUUUAACUUUGUGAAAUAUUAUUAUAAAUGUGAAUUUUAAUUUAAACAAGAAAAUAGAGUCUUUGCAUAGCUUGUAAUUAUUAUUAUUUUUUAUGUAAUACUUGCCUGAAAUUUCUUAUGAGUUUGUAGCUGUAUUUCUUUUUGUAUACUCUAGGCCUAGCCAGCAAAACAUUCAGCAUUUCUACAAUUUAAAGAUCUUGGGGUUUUCUCAUCUUUUCUCAUAAUAGCAAUUCAAUGAGUUAUUCAACAAAAACACAACCAAAGGUUUGGUUAAUUUUGGGCAUAUUUGAAUUCACUUCUAUUUUAUUGAAAAAAAAUCUGUCCUUUCAGAGUGGAAAAAAAAUUCCUAACAAACCCAGAUGGACAGUGUCUUAACUGCAUCAGUUAACAAUAAAAGACAAAAUUUCAUAAAUCUA
Stomoxys calcitrans (stable fly) is the source of this 5630-nucleotide messenger RNA. RefSeq names its product ephrin type-B receptor 1-B (gene Eph). The record is from RefSeq and is a predicted model, not a curated record. The coding region runs from base 445 to 4740 and encodes 1431 amino acids. Gene Ontology annotation, biological process: protein phosphorylation; axon guidance; cell surface receptor protein tyrosine kinase signaling pathway. Gene Ontology annotation, molecular function: protein binding; ATP binding; transmembrane-ephrin receptor activity. NCBI's taxonomy places the organism in Eukaryota, Metazoa, Arthropoda, Insecta, Diptera, Muscidae. The transcript has 2 exons. Gene Ontology annotation, cellular component: neuron projection; membrane.